This is a messenger RNA of Ceratina calcarata, 5299 nucleotides long. RefSeq names its product muscarinic acetylcholine receptor (gene mAChR-B). Lineage: Eukaryota; Metazoa; Arthropoda; Insecta; Hymenoptera; Apidae. Bases 861 to 3794 code for a protein of 977 amino acids. Gene Ontology annotation, biological process: adenylate cyclase-inhibiting G protein-coupled acetylcholine receptor signaling pathway; chemical synaptic transmission; G protein-coupled receptor signaling pathway, coupled to cyclic nucleotide second messenger. Gene Ontology annotation, molecular function: G protein-coupled acetylcholine receptor activity; G protein-coupled serotonin receptor activity. Gene Ontology annotation, cellular component: synapse; plasma membrane; dendrite. The record is from RefSeq and is a predicted model, not a curated record. The transcript has 6 exons.
CCCUCCUUUAUUGUCAUAAAAAUCGCUACCGGAAGUGCAAGUCGGUCUCUUCGUUCCAGUUAAAAAAUUGUUGACUCCUGUCUUCUCUCGACACCAACGAUUUCGAACAGCGUCGCCCAAGCAUCGUCGGUACAGCGCACUCAUGCAAUUUGCGAUCUGACGUUUUUCAAAUCUGGACCGGAACAACGUUUUAACAAAAAUCCUUGGCCUGCUCGUAAGUUUCGAUCGAUCAACAAAAUAGAAUGAAACACCAUCGAGCAUCGGCCACUGUCGCAGUAACGACGACGGUGCAUGCCAGUUUACACCGACGCGAUGCGCGUGUUCGACACGAACGGACACCGCGUUCCGCGCUUGUCGUCGAAGCGGAUGGACAGAAUUUCUGCGAAGGAUUAUACACGACGGGGCGGUUCGAACCGCGCAAGCGUCUGUCGGGGGUGGAGAAGAGGGUUGAACCAGGGUAAAUCGUGUCUGCUGCUCGAAUUCUCCGCUCAGUCGCGUGUUUUACCCGCUCCCGCUUCGAAUCCCGCCUCCGCGGACCGAACGAGGGCCGAACGUGACCGGAAGUCCUGAAACUCCCGCGCUUUCGUAGAAUUUCGUUAUCAGGAUGAGAUCUUUAGUGAAUCGGUCGAUACGAACGAGCUCCGGUUCGAAUCGAGUCGGAGGAAGUUCUGUGUAAAACGAAGAGAAGAAAAAUGGAAACAAGGACUGAAAUUCAAGUGGAGUAAGGAGAACUGAAGAUCCAGGGACGUGGUUGGCCUACCAGUUCUAGCCCAGGCAAGGAUGCUUCGCAGGUGACUGGCCCGGAGUUCGAGAGUUCAAGGGAUCCCGGACAGCGGAGGCGUGGAAAUUGACCCGAAGGCAUGGAGACCAACGGGACCGACCCUGGCCUCAACAGCACCGAGACGAACCGCACUUCCUCACCGGUCUUCAUCAUCAGCACUCAUUACAUGACCCAAUGGAAGCGGGACAGACAACGGGAACGUCUGUGUCGCAUGUACAAUCAAAUUCUGACCGAAUGCACCCAGAUAAAUGGAAGCUGGCCCGAUUCGGACGAUCCCAGAUGGACCAGCGGCGAAUACGUCGAGCUCUUGUCGGACUGGUUCACCCCGAACGCCACUAAUACGUCGAUAAACGGGAGUUCAACAGGUUCGUCAACAGGCGACGUUCUCGCACCGGUUCUGCCUCCGUUUGAACUGUGGCAGACAAUCCUCAUCGCGUUCUCUCUGGCUCUUUGCAUUCUCUUGACGGUGGGGGGCAACAUUCUGGUUCUACUGGCGUUCAUAGUGGACAGAGGGAUCAGACAGCCGAGCAACUACUUCAUAGCAUCUCUAGCCGCUACGGACAUGCUCAUAGGGACCGUUUCAAUGCCAUUUUACACGGUGUACGUCCUGAUGGGUUACUGGAAUCUGGGGCCUCUGCUCUGCGACCUAUGGUUGUCCGUAGACUAUACCGUCUGCCUGGUGUCUCAGUACACGGUCCUACUGAUAACCAUCGACCGGUUCUGUUCCGUAAAAAUAGCCGCGAAGUACCGAAGCUGGAGAACGAAGAACCGAGUGAUAUGGAUGGUGACCAUCACGUGGAUCAUCCCGGCGUUACUAUUUUUCAGCAGUAUCUUCGGCUGGGAGCACUUCAUCGGGUACAGGGACUUGGACCCGGGGGAAUGCGCGGUACAAUUUUUAAAAGAUCCAAUUUUCAACACGGCCCUCAUAAUCGGUUACUACUGGACCACUCUGGUGGUGCUGUUCAUUUUAUACGGUGGUAUCUACAAGACGGCUUACGACAUGCAGAAGAAGAGCGAAGCUAAGCAGAGGAAGAUGCAGUCGAUGGUGGCUCUGAGCGCCGGUGCCAUGUCCGGUAUGGCCAGGGCAGCUGGUAUCGGCCUCUCCAAGACACAGAGCACUUUGCUCAGCCAGGACAGACCGAAGACUGAAGACGAGAGCCUGGGAAAGGACUUGCUCGGGCCCGAAAAGGAACCACCCGGUUCGGCGAGAGACACCUCGACUCUGGGCGUUACCGGAGGAGAUCUAGGAAAGGAUUCGUCGACACGGAAGACCUCGAAGUCUUCCGAGGCCGAGAAACGGGCGGAUCACGACCGGAAGGGUGCCUGUGGAAGCUUUAAUUUGACCGAAGUCGAGAAAUCGGAGAGAUCCAGCAGUCCUGCCUUCGACUCCGACGAGGAGAGCACUCUGAUGCCGGGCCAGUUGAACAUCAGGAAGAGGUCCAUAGCGAAUUUAGUGGCGCAGAGCGGAGUGCUAUCGGUUCUGCCGUCGAACGGGCAAGUGAACGCGAUUCUCACGGCGAAGAUCGAGCCCCGAGGAACUGGAACGCGACCCGAGGAAGCGAUCGAGACAGAACCGCAGAAAUCUGUCGACGGAGCACCUGGGAAACAGUGCGAGGCAUCCGAAUGGAACGCUCCGCGGGCAAAGAUCGAGUCUCGGCGGCCCGAGAGAGACGGUAAACCGGAGUCUCGGGCGAGCGGUCUGGUCUCUGACGCGAGUUCGGUGACUCAAAGAGGUCGAGUCCUGCCUAGAAUUCAAGAACUGAGCUCGCUGGACUCGGAAAACAUUCUACAAACUGAGAACAGGUCCAGCAGUCGAACUCUGACCCCCGAGUCGAACGAGUCGUCCGAUAUCUCGGCUUCGAAGGUUCCCCGGUCGAUCAGCGGAAGUCAGCAGAACAUAAUUCCUCCCCCCAGCCAGUUUCAGACUAGCCCAGGAGUCUCCGACGACUCGUCCUCGUCCGACAGGCCGAGAUCGUUGAUCGGUACUUCCCGCGGGUCCCUCGCGAUUCAGGGAAUCGCAACUUUCGACAUCCUGACUGGCCUGGACGGCGGAGACUUGAAGUUCAUGGACGAGAGCUCGAUCAUCGUUCCGAGCCCGUCUUACGAGACGCCUUCCUCAUCUUAUUCCUACAGCCUGGCCAAUCCGCUCUCGAGCGCGCCUUCUUCGCCCGUUCUAGGCAAUUUCGGGUCCACCGGACCCAACACCAGUCUUCUACAAGCUGCCCUGAUCAGAGCGACCGCGCAGCAAGCCAGCAGCCAGCCCCGAGCCGAGCUCAACGGUCCGGUCAUGUUCAAUGCUUCCAGUCAAACGCAUCCCCCCAGGGUCUUCAUCACCCACAAGACGAACGUGGCCUCGCAGACGUCUCCCACGGUCACCAAGGUGCAGACCGAGGUGCAGAUAAAAUCGGAAGGAGCUAAACGUCAGCCGGUAACGACCGUUGUCAACUGCCAAGCGGCAGAGACCGUCGAGAAGCCGUUGGAGAGCGGGUCUGAUCUCUCGAAGAAGUCUCUGGACCGGUCCCCACUGUCGACGAACCCUCCUCAGACCUCGUCUUCGAGCGGCAGCAACGUGCCGACCGGUUCCGGAGCCACGGCCACCGAGCUGGACCCGAAGAGUCGCUCGCAGAAGAAGAAAAGUAGAAAUGGCGACGCGACCGGAUCGACGAAGGACUUCGUGAGAACGAUAGGCAAGAGGUUGAAGAGCAAGACUCAGAGGAGGGAUCCUCUGAUAGGUAGACAGAAGUCUAGAACGGAGAAUCGAGCUCGGAAGGCUUUCCGAACGAUCUCUUUCAUCCUAGGAGCGUUCGUGGCCUGUUGGACGCCGUACCACGUCCUGGCGCUCGUCGAAGGAUUCUGCACGAACAAGCCGUGUACCAACGAACACCUGUACAUGUUCUCUUACUUCCUUUGUUACACGAACAGUCCGAUAAACCCGUUUUGUUACGCUCUGGCCAAUCAGCAGUUCAAAAAAACGUUCACAAGGAUCUUAAAGGGGGAUCUGCAUAUGACCUAAGAAUAUCUUCGAGCUGCCGUCGAUUCGUUAACGACGAUCCGACCAAAACUGGGCAGAGAUCUGAAAAUAAUAAAUAAAAAUGUCAAUUUUCGCAAUUCGAAAUACGUGGCUUCGAUGUUUCUGCGAAGACCUAUUCGAACGAUCGCUCGCGAGUCACGUUAAUACGUGCAAUAAAAUGAAAUAUAUAUAUAUAUAUAAUAUAAAACGCGUAGAGGUUAAGGGUGGUAGCGCUAAACGUUCAGUUAUAGUUAAACGAUCGACGUUGUAGGAAGAAGAGAAAUGAAAUUGUACAGUAAAAGCCUAGAGAAGUUGCGUAAUCAUUUCCGAGCGCCGAAAGCUUCUAAUUGCUGUUUGUUAGUGCUUGCCAACGAAGCGGAGUCAUUAAAAACGCGAAAUGAGCCACGAGGGUCGCGUUUGCUCUCGAUUAACGAGAACCUUAGAAACCAAUUCCAAAUUAUCCCUCGAUCACUUUCUACCUCCGGAGGAACAGUAUAAAGUGGACAGUCGAAAAGUGAUGUAGUUCUAAGCCUCGCAGCUCAGCUGCGGAAACGGACGGACGCGGACGACGCGUCGUCCAACGUGGGAUCAACGAGAGAUAAAACUGUUCGGUCGACGAUUCGAUUCUGUAUAGACAAUAUUCGCUCGACAAUCCUCUACACUUUUUCAACAUGUUCAUCGUUGUUGAAAGAGAAAUUGAGAAACGUGUACGCUUACGAUGAAAUCGUAAUGCUAAAAGGGUUACGGUCACUCGUGACAUAAAAAAAAACGCUUUUUCUGGGAAUUUUUUGUUGAAAACAGGUUUUAUUAUUUAUUAACAUUGAGCUCUAUCAGGUCAAUGUUUAUUAAUGAAUGAUCCCCAGUUCGAAUGAUGCAUAUUUCAACGAGUCAAUAGUAUACACGUAUAUGUAUACGUUAUAUUAUAUAUUAUUUUCCAGUUUGAGAAAAUAAUAUUGCAACAAUUACUGAAUGACUAUAACAAUUACUAUAAACAAACACGCUCGAGACACCUGCAGUUAAAUUUGUGUAUCUCCGUUAAAUGUUUUCGAUUUCGAUGAAGUUUUGAGGCAAUAUUUUUGAAAUGGUAUACUUUUAGAAAAAGGAAGAAAAAGAAAUCGAUUUUUUUUUUAAAUUCUAAGUGACCGUAACUUGUUAACAAAAAGAAUCUAGUCUAACAGCUGCAAAUUAGUGCCGUAGAAAUGAAUUUGUAGAAUCCCACCGUUCUCUACGGUGUAAAAAUGUCUCGCGCUACCAAACGAUCCUGUCUGUAACGAUCGAUUCGAAUAAUGAACGCCUUUUUCGUUAUCCAUUUUUUAAUUUGAAGACAACGAAAACGCUCUCGGCGACACGUUCUCUUUCGUUCCGUCGAUUAAGAAAUCGCGCAAUAUGCUUUUGGUAUGCGAUCUAUGUAUCAUAUCGCUGAAAAUAAUGUGAGAAGCGCAUACCUGGAAACAAUGUAAUUCGGAUGUAAAUAGUUCGACGAUAAUAAAGGAAUAUUAAACCUGUUA